AUGGGUAUGUUGGCAACGCUGCAGCUGGUUGAUAUGUAUGCAAAAUGUGGCAACUUGAAGCUCGCCAGACAAGUCUUCGACAUCAUGUCAAUCAAGGAUGUUACAUGCUGGAACACGAUGAUUGUUCGGUUGUCAGUCCAUGGCCACUCACAUGAUGCACUUAAGCUGUUUGAUCUUAUGAAUACUGAGCCUGAUCAUCCACAGCGCCUAUUGAAUGAGUGGAAAGUGUAUUUCAGGAGCAUGAUCGAAGACUACAAAAUUGUGCCAAGUGUGAAGCACUAUGGCUGUAUAAUCGAUAUGCUCUGUCGCUAUGGUAAAGUUCAUGAGGCUUAUGAAAUGAUCGAGGAUAUGCCCAUCAAGGCAAAUUCUGUGCUGUGGAAGAUGAUUAUGGCUGCAUGCAGAGUGCAUGGGCACUUUGACCUUGCUGACAAAGCUGUUCACAGAAUGCAUGAGUUGAUGCCAAUGGAUGAUGGGGAUGUUAUCACAGUAUCAAAUGCGUAUGCAGAAGCAGAACGGUGGGAUGAUGUUGAACAUCUGAGAGCAAAGGUGAUAGGAUGCAGCGGUUCAAAGCAUGCUGCACACAGUCAAGUUCAUAUCUGGCAGCACUGUUUUACAAGACAAUGUGGCUCUAGGGCAAAAUCUGUGUCUAUCUCUGAAGUGAAAGUGCCCAAAACAGGGCAAAUUCUGUUCCCACCAGACACCACAAUGUCAUAUACAUUUUUUCCCCUCUGUUCUCUGCUUGGAUCAGUGCUGUCAGAUCAAGAGGAGUCGCGCUUGGAACAUUGGAACUUGAAAGUGGAAAAACAACCAAGUCAAGCAACAGGACAUUCACGUUCUGAUCGAGAGUCACAGUUCAUGGUAGUAAAAACGUGCUCAAGAGUUCAGUGA
This is a messenger RNA of Miscanthus lutarioriparius, 888 nucleotides long. Lineage: Eukaryota; Viridiplantae; Streptophyta; Magnoliopsida; Poales; Poaceae. The record is from the annotation of a GenBank genome assembly.